Messenger RNA from Radiomyces spectabilis, 909 nucleotides. RefSeq names its product Josephin-domain-containing protein. Bases 136 to 855 code for a protein of 239 amino acids. NCBI's taxonomy places the organism in Eukaryota, Fungi, Mucoromycota, Mucoromycetes, Mucorales, Radiomycetaceae. The record is from RefSeq and is a predicted model, not a curated record. Gene Ontology annotation, biological process: protein deubiquitination. The transcript is spliced from 7 exons. Gene Ontology annotation, cellular component: nucleus. Gene Ontology annotation, molecular function: cysteine-type deubiquitinase activity.
CCGGUGAUGGACAUUCUCAAACGCAAUUCUGAAAAUUACCAUGCUGUUCUCCAGCAAGCCAACCAAUAAAAAUACUACUUUUUUUUUCUAUUCUAUCCCGAAUUCUAAUUUUGUCGCCUUUCCCUUGCCUUUCUCAUGAAUCUCGAUUCCCACAUUGUAUUUGAAAAGCAAGAAGGCAACUUGUGCGCUCAGCAUGCCUUGAACGCACUGUUACAAGGCAACUACUUUACUGCAGUGGAUUUAGCUGAAAUCGGGAAAGAACUCGAUGACCGGGAAAGAAUGAUGGCCGGACGGCAAAUGUCUGUUGACAGCCAUAACUAUGACGACUCGGGCUAUUUCUCCAUCCAAGUUAUCCAGCAAGCCUUAUCCGUUUGGAAUUUAGAGUUAAUACCAUGGCGAUCAGAAGAAGCAAUUGAAGCGCGCGAACAUCCAGAGAACGAAGCAGCUUACAUUUGUAACUUGCAUCAACACUGGUUCACAUUACGAAAGUUCGCGGUGCCUUGGCAAUGGUAUAAUCUAAACUCCACCCAGAGUGCACCUUCUCACAUCAGCGAAACGUAUCUGGGGCUUUUAGUGCAACAGUUUGAAAUGGAAGGCUAUUCCGUUUUUGUGGUGCGAGGCACAUUGCCCAACUGUAUAGCUGAUCAGAUAGCGCCUACGUUGUCAAAGAUAACAGCCGAUUCAACUCCAUCCGGAUUUAGCGGGAAAGGUUACUCACUGACGGAUUCGCCAAACGACGAUGUGGAAGACGAAGAGAUUCAGCUAGCCAAAGCUAUUGAAGCAAGUCUACAGAGCAAUCCAUCUUUUGACAUGGACGAGUUGCGAAGAAAACGACUGGCUCGAUUUAAUGGAUGACCCAAAAGGUCAUAAAAUUUAUUUAAUCACUUUGAAUUUAACUAUCAAAAUUAU